This is a messenger RNA of Eucalyptus grandis, 1467 nucleotides long. Its product is annotated as probable E3 ubiquitin-protein ligase RHC1A. Gene Ontology annotation, molecular function: ubiquitin protein ligase activity. Lineage: Eukaryota; Viridiplantae; Streptophyta; Magnoliopsida; Myrtales; Myrtaceae. The transcript is spliced from 3 exons. Bases 283 to 1269 code for a protein of 328 amino acids. Gene Ontology annotation, cellular component: cytoplasm. Gene Ontology annotation, biological process: protein ubiquitination. The record is from RefSeq and is a predicted model, not a curated record.
GGUUCGGUCACUCACUCACUUUACUCCUCUAUCCAAAGCUUUAAAAAAAAGGGGAAAAGAUCAUCUCCAGCUCCAGCUCCAGCUCCAGCGAGCUUCGUCUUUGGUGCAGGGGAGUGGCGGCGAUGCAGAGCUUUUAGAGAGAGAAAGGGGGUCGUCCUCGGCGGAGCUUUUGGCGUGCAUGUCUUGAUCUGGGGAUCUCUUUCCGCCUUUUCCCUCUCCCAGUCUCUCCGGUGGAAGGAAGCACGUCUUCUGUUUUGAUAUUUCCACUUGAACAAAGAAAGGAUGAAUACUGGAGAAGAGACGCAUUGGUGCCAUCAGUGCACCCGGCCAAUUGGGCUUCAAGGCGGAGAAGUAAUUUGCCCUUACUGUGAUGGAGGCUUUGUGCAAGAACUUCAGGAGGUACAGGCUCUGGCAUCAGCAGAUGUUUCAGCGCCGUACCCAAUGGAUCUCUCUCCUCAAGUGAAUCCAGUAUUUGAUGCUUUCUUUGCUAUGAUAGGCGAUAAUGUUCUCGACCGCAGAAGCAGAAUUCUUCGCUUUGUUGAUUUGGUAACGAGGGAUCCUAGUUUUGAUGUCAGAGGACGUCCAGCAGGUCGAAGACCAAGGUUAGAUGAGUCGGAUGACUACUCCAUGAGCCCGGGACUUGACCAAUUGAUGGAACAGCUCUCUGUUGAUGGAAGAAGGGGUCCACUUGACCAAUUGAUGGAACAGCUCUCUGUUGAUGGAAGAAGGGGUCCACCCCCGGGACUUGAUCAAUUGAUUGAACAGCUCUAUGUUGAUGGAAGAAGGGGUCCACCCCCGGCACCUCAAUCGGCAAUCGCUGCAUUGCCGACCAUCAAGAUCACUUGGACACAUCUUCGGGAUGAUUCGGAGUGUCCUGUCUGCAAGGAGGAAUUCGAGCUGCAAGCUGAAGCAAAGAUGAUGCCUUGCCACCACUUCUAUCACCCUGAUUGCAUUGUGCCUUGGUUGGAACAGCACAAUUCCUGUCCUGUUUGCCGCUUCGAGAUGCCUCCGCUGGGUACAGGUUCUGUUCGGGGGGGUCAAAGUUGGAGUGACCAGAGUAGAAGCAGCAGCAGCAGCACUCUAAGGAGUGGUGACCGUGGCAGGGACGGUGGGAGGCAAAAUCAGUGGAGGGGUCGUCUAUUCCCACGGCCUUCUGAUUCAUCAAAUUCUAAUACCCAGCAGUACACUGAAACAAGAGGAAGCAACUCGAGAACCAUUCAUGAACAAAAUCAUGAGAUGAAUUACUCCGGAUGGCCAUUUGAUUACUGAAUCCCGCCAUACUUGGGAUAGUGAUAAGAGUUCCUGAAUAAUCAUCGGUUGGUCUAAAUACUUCAUGAUCACUACUUGUUUGCUGUGGGACCGUAGUGAAAGUUGUCUCCGAAACUAUCUCUGUUGAAACUGUCACUGUUUCUGAAGUGGAUAUGGUCUUUGAAGCCGCGGCUUGAUUGAGUAUCAGUUCCCAUAUCA